AUGAAGCACACCUUCCAGGACAUCAUAAGGCCUACUUGGGGCUCAGAUGAUGUCCCGAGGGAGCUUUCCGAGUCAUCCGGGACAGAGCAGCCUUGGGGUGGUGGUGAUGGAGGCACCGUGCCGCCCGAGCUCGAGCCUGAUGAGCUUUUUCUAACGUCUGGGCAGCUGGGGGAGGAGGAUUCAUCGGAAGAUGAGGAUGGAAGGGAGGGAGAUGAUUGCGCGGGUGCUCCGUCAAUUGAAGCUGCUACCGCUGCGUGGAAGGACCUUACCACAAUCUUGAGCCCCCGCCGGAAAUCUGGCAUUGGCCAUAACCCAUUCGAAGGAGACGAAUUCCUCCGCGAGAGGUUGCUUAUGCUCAAAAUGCACCUGAGCAUAUUUAUAGAUCCAAACGAGAAGCAAACAUGGAUCUCGGCAUCACUCAAGACGGCCAGUGUGUGGCGGAAGUCGAGCCAUACGGCGAAAAAGCUCCGGGAAUGGGCCCAGUCUUUCAUCGCAGAUCGUGCUGAUCUCCCACGGAACCUCUAUGGUGCAUGGAACGUGAGCCUGCUGCACAAAGGUGAACUGGCAAAGGAGAUCCAAGAACACCUACAGAGCAUUGGCAAGUAUAUCAAGGCAAUGGACAUUACACCAUCCGGUCAGUACGUCGAUGGCCACGAGCGAGAGGAUGUCACGACAUACCGGCAAGAAAUCUUCCUUCCGACGAUUGCUGAACUCGAAUGGAAUCUGCGUCGAUGGAAGGACGGCAUCGAGGAGAUGACUGGUGAGAAGCUCCCGCGGAAUCGCCGGACAGUCAUCUGGUGGCAUGAUGAAUCGACAUUCUAUGCUCAUGACCGUAGACUCAUUUACUGGGUGCCAAAAGAUGCGACAGCUGUUCCCCGUCAGAAAGGCGAGGGUGCAUCACUCAUGGUUGCUGACUUCGUCUCAGCUGACUAUGGCUGGCUUCGAUUUGAGCAAGAGGAAGCACGAGUUCUCUUCCGGGCGGACAAGGCACGCGAUGGCUACUUCACAAAUGAGGACAUCCUCGCGCAUGCUGAGACUGCCAUGAGCAUCCUGGAUAAGCACUUCCCGAACGAGAAGCAUGUGUUCAUCUUCGACAAUGCAACGACCCAUCUCAAACGCGCUGACGAUUCUCUCUCCGCUCGCCGCAUGCCGAAGUUUCCCACAAAGCCUGGUGCUCCCCUCUUUGGUGUUGAUAGAAAGGUUGUCGGUGAUGAUGGGAAACCAAUCUAUGGUCCGGAUGGCAAGGUACUCAAGACCAGAGUCCGUAUGGCUGACGCGCAAUUUGCGGAUGGGACUCCGCAGUCACUCUAUUUCCCACCAGGGCAUGAACGAGAGGGUGUCUUCAAGGGAAUGGCAGUGAUACUUGAGGAACGAGGCAUCACAGAUGCACAGCAGCUCCGUGCCGAAUGUCCCAAGUUCCGUCCAAAGGAUGUGCCACGAUGCUGCUGCCGUUGGGUUCUCUACAAUCAGCCUGAUUUUGUGGAUGUCGAGUCACUCCUUGAGACAACGUGUAAGGGUCGAGGUUAUGAAGUAUAUUUUCUUCCCAAGUUCCACUGUGAACUAAACUUCAUCGAACAAUGUUGGGGCCAUGCGAAGCGAACAUAUCGCAAGAACCCGACAUCAUCUUCCGAGGCAGAUCUCGAACGUAAUGUCAUUGCUGCGUUGGACGCCGUACCUCUCGUAACAAUGCGCAAAUUUUCGACUCGCGCGUUCCGCUUCAUGGACGCUUACUGCAAGGGACUUUCGGGCAAGCAGGCUGCGUGGGCGUCGAAGAAAUAUCGCGGCCAUCGCGUGCUCCCAAACUCGAUCCUGCAAGAACUCGAGAGAGCCGGCAUUUAA
Messenger RNA from Gloeophyllum trabeum ATCC 11539, 1839 nucleotides. RefSeq lists its product as uncharacterized. The transcript is spliced from 4 exons. The record is from RefSeq and is a predicted model, not a curated record. Gene Ontology annotation, molecular function: nucleic acid binding. Bases 1 to 1839 code for a protein of 612 amino acids. NCBI's taxonomy places the organism in Eukaryota, Fungi, Basidiomycota, Agaricomycetes, Gloeophyllales, Gloeophyllaceae.